Zalophus californianus (California sea lion) is the source of this 1993-nucleotide messenger RNA. RefSeq names its product G protein-coupled receptor 142 (gene GPR142). The coding region runs from base 114 to 1169 and encodes 351 amino acids. Lineage: Eukaryota; Metazoa; Chordata; Mammalia; Carnivora; Otariidae. The record is from RefSeq and is a predicted model, not a curated record. The transcript is spliced from 3 exons. Gene Ontology annotation, biological process: G protein-coupled receptor signaling pathway. Gene Ontology annotation, cellular component: membrane. Gene Ontology annotation, molecular function: G protein-coupled receptor activity.
GCGGGAAGAAGUGUAGGGGCAAACCGCCCCUUGGAGAGCUGGCGAUGCUGGGGGGGAGCUGCGGGGACUCCCAGGAAAGCCACGAGGUGACCUAGGACUCGGGACCCAGGAGCAUGACGCUUGAGGGGCGGGAGGCAGCUGGCCCGCCACGAGCGACCCUGCUGCCCACAGCCAAUGGCAGUGGGCCAAGCCAGGAGUUGGAAGGCCAUUGGCCAGAAAUCCCAGAGCGGUCCCCGUGUGUGGCUGGUGUCAUCCCUGUCAUCUACUACAGCAUCCUGCUGGGCCUGGGGCUGCCUGUCAACCUCCUGACCACAGUGGCCUUGACCCGGCUGGCCACCAGGACCAGGAAGCCCUCCUACUAUUACCUUCUGGCUCUCACGGCCUCGGAUAUCGUCACCCAGGUGGUCAUCGUGUUCGUGGGUUUCCUCCUCCAGGGGGCCGUGCUGGCCCGGCAGGUGCCCCAGGCUGUGGUGCGCUCGGCUAACAUCCUGGAGUUUGCCGCCAACCAUGCCUCAGUCUGGAUUGCUGUCCUGCUCACGGUGGACCGCUACAGCGCCCUGUGCCACCCGCUGCGUCACCGGGCCGCCUCGUCCCCAGGCCGGACCCGCCGGGCCAUCGCCACCGUCCUCGGUGCCGCCCUGCUGACGGGCAUCCCCUUCUACUGGUGGCUGGACGUGUGGAGGGACGCGGACCCCCCCAGCAUGCUGGACGAAGUCCUCAAGUGGGCUCACUGCCUCACGGUCUAUUUUAUCCCCUGUGGCGUCUUCCUGGUCACCAACUCGGCCAUCGUCUGCCGGCUGCGGAGGAAGAGCCAGAGUGGUCUGCGGCCCCGGGUGGGCAAGAGUAUAGCCAUCCUCCUGGGGGUCACCACCCUCUUCGCCCUCCUUUGGGCGCCCCGGAUCUUUGUCAUGCUCUACCACCUGUACGUGGCCCCUGUCCACCGCGACUGGAGGGUCCACCUGGCCUUGGACGUGGCCAACAUGGCCGCCAUGCUCAACACGGCAGUCAACUUUGGCCUCUACUGCUUUGUCAGCAAGACUUUCCGGGCCACCAUCCGAGAGGUCGUCCACGAUGCCCACCUGCCCUGCACGCUGGGGUCACGGCCAGAGGGCCCGGUGGUGGACCCUGCACUAAAGCCUCCAGGACUUCCCAAAGGGGCAGAACGGUAGAGGCAGGGCCCAGCCAGGGUGCUUGGGGGCGGCUCGGGGCCAAAUUUACAGCUGCCUUUGUGGUAUGCCCACAAAACUUUAUCAACACCCUACUUCACCAUCUGAGGGUGGGGCGGGGAAGGCUCCUUCCUGUGGGGGCGGCUCCCCAGGUGCGGGGUCGUCUAAUUUAUCCAACUCUCACAUUAGCUCCACCAGCAGUUCCCACCUCCUGGCCCAAGGAGAGGGCCCUGCCAGGCACAGGCUAAUAAAGUCAGCUGCUCCGGGCAUUCCUCUGUGGGGGACAUUUCACCUGGCACAUUAUGAAGGCUGGCUUAACGUGGGUUGGAUGAAUGAACGAAAGGCAAGAUGGAUGGGUGGAUGGAUGAAUGGCUGGAUGGAUGGGUGGAUGGAUGGACCGAGGGAUAGUAAUGAACUCCAGCCACCACCCUGCCCCCACUCCCCCAGAGCCUACCUCUCACUCCCUGAGUCAUCACUUCUCUGGCUUCCAGUGGCAAGUCCAGGAUGAAAGGAAGCCAUUGGUAGGAUCCCAGCUAUAUUCAAGGCUGGGGGAAGCCACGAGUAAGGGGAGGGGGGCUUCUUGGGAAAAGGGGUGAUCUUAAAGCAGAUUAGGUGUCCCAGCCCUGGGGAGACACCACCCCUUGAGUCUCAAGCAUCCUGCUUCCAUUCCAGUUAACUCCCUGCCCUGAGGCCAGAACAGGUUCAGGGACCCAGAAUAGCCCUAGGGUUUUCAUUGUUGCUGCUGAGGAGACAGCUAGUGCCUCUCAGCCCCAGAGUGGGGGGAUGGGAAAGGAGGACUCAGCCCACUCCACUUGGGGGAGGGCCUC